CCUUCAUUUGUUUUUCAAUUAAAGACAGACGAACUCAUUAACCCUCAACAAGAACAAUUCGAAUGUGUCUUUGACUUUUGUCAAAAACUCGAAGCUUAUUGUACAGAAUUCGUCACAAAGAACUUACAAAUUGAAAAGGAUUGGCUUAAAUUAUUACUCGCUUGUAGUUCCAACAAUUAUGAACGCUUCAUGUGGAUUCAUUUGACGUUCCAACCCGCCAAUAAUCUCAGGUUAAACUGGUCACAAGUCAAAAGAAGGCUUAUGUGCAAGUUUGAUGUUCCUGCCAGACCUGCUACCGUCUUGAGCAUCAUCUCUAAUUUUACUUUUUCACCAGACAGAGAAACGAUCGACAUGGCUAAUCGUCGU
Mucor mucedo is the source of this 366-nucleotide messenger RNA. RefSeq lists its product as uncharacterized. The annotation marks the transcript as partial. NCBI's taxonomy places the organism in Eukaryota, Fungi, Mucoromycota, Mucoromycetes, Mucorales, Mucoraceae. The record is from RefSeq and is a predicted model, not a curated record. The transcript has a single exon.